Molecule: messenger RNA, 904 nt
Organism: Papilio machaon (common yellow swallowtail)
Lineage: Eukaryota; Metazoa; Arthropoda; Insecta; Lepidoptera; Papilionidae
Product: probable U3 small nucleolar RNA-associated protein 11
Exons: 4
Coding region: 143-901 (252 amino acids)
Biological process (GO): rRNA processing
Cellular component (GO): small-subunit processome; nucleolus
Source: RefSeq, a predicted model, not a curated record
UCAUUCUAAAUGUCAUCAAAACGUGCCAAGUUAUUCGUUGUUUGUAGCGUUUUUGUACGAAUCUUAUAAUAUUUAAAUUAAAAACACAAUUUAGUUACAAUUUUUGUAAGUUAUAAGAUUUAACGUGUUAAAUUAAAGCAAUAUGUCUUCAUGGAAAAAAGCUGCGAAGGCUAACCAAAAAACGCACAAAGAACGACAUCAGCCCGAAUCCAGAAAACAUUUGGGAUUAUUGGAAAAGAAAAAAGAUUACAAAAAGAGAGCUGAAGAUUAUCAUGAGAAGGGCGCAACGCUUAAACUGUUACGCAAACGUACGUUGGACAAAAAUCCAGAUGAAUUCUACUUUCAUAUGGUUAAUUCAAGAGUCAAGGAUGGGGAGCAUCAUGAGCUGGAGAAGGAGGAGGAGCAUAGCGUGGAGCAGAUAAAGCUGAUGCAGACACAGGAUAUCAAGUACAUCAACAUGAAGCGUACCAUGGAGAGCAGACGCAUUGAGAAACUACAGUCUCAGUUGCACAUGACAGAUGUAGUUGAUGCAACACCCAACACUCACAUAUUCUUUGUGGACGAAGGGGAAGAGAAGAACUUUGACUUAGCUAAGAGGCUGGACACUCAUCCCUCUCUGAUAAAUAGGAAGUCUAACCGCCCCAGGCUUUCAGAUUUGAACAAGAUUACAUUACCCACUGUAGAUGAACAGGUUGUAAAAGAAGCAACAAAAACAAAACUAAAGACGUACAAGGAGCUGUCAAAGAGGAUAGAGCGAGAGAAGCAGCUGACAGUUGUACAACAGAAGAUGGAACUGAAGAGGCACCUCCAUGAUGCUAAGAUCAUGAAGCCCAAGAGAAUACGGCAGGGUACGAAAGUUUCUGCACCCGUCUACAAGUUCCAAUAUAUGAGGAAGAAAUAAAAU